UAAAUCAAACAAUCAAUCAAUUUUGAACCAAAUUAGACAAGCUAUGUUACAAGGCCUCGAUAGUUAAAAACCAAUUAUGCGAACAAUGUUUUAAUCGACGAGAACUGUGAACAAUCAACAACAGCAAUUAAUUCAAAAAACCCUAACCAACCGGUUUAGCGUCGCAUCUGAGGGGAUUUUUCGUGCGACAGUCAUACGACGACGAUGGAAUAAAUUGAAUCUAAACACCGGCAACUUGCAAAAUGAUCGGCGAUCAUUAUCAGCUGCUUUGCCACAUAGAUUGAUUCAGAGUUUGCACCUUCAUGGGAUCACUGAUUCAUUCAUCACUCGACUGUCCGAUUGGAAUGUGGCACUUUUGUUUACGUAUUGAAAUCAAGACACAAAAAUGAAUGAAACACUUUAUCAAACACUCUUCAUUGUACUGUUUCUGGCAGCUGUAUUUCGCUUCUCCGAAAGCCGCCUCCGCUAAAUUAUCGAACACCAUAAAAUCCAACGACAUCAGUAAAUAUCCAGGAUUGCCGGCGAAACAAAUCAUGCUCACAUUCCGUGAAACCUGUCAAGAAUACAGCGGAUCUGAUGAAGGUUUUCAGCAGUUUAUAUUGUCUAUGCAACCAACCAAACGGUGCCUGAAGAAAUACGUUGACCUUGCCCGGUUCGAGGAAGACGUUUCCAAGAUGACUGAAAAUAACCGCCGAGAAAUUUUCGAAAAUUACUGUCCCAAAUUUAAUGAGUCGCAAGUGUGCUUCGAAGGUAUGAUUGAUGCAGUGGCCACUUGCAUCAAUCAAAACACCAACAAAACCAAAACGCUACUGGCAGAAAUGGUCAACAAUGCAGUUGAGCUGAUGUGCAGAGAUGACGGAGAAAUAUUUUUCGAAUCGCGCAAACCUGAAUUUCGCAGCUGCAUUAAGAACAUCAAACAAUACGUCAAAGAGUGCAGAUCAUCGAAUAUUGCAGGAAAUACUUCACUAACCGAAUUCGGCUAUGAUGAGUGCACUGAAUUGAACAAUUCGAGGAAUUGCAUGAAGGCCAAAGUUACUGAAUGCAAUGCUGAAGCUCUGAUGGACAUUGUGGAUAUCUACUAUAAUCCAAUACAGAAAGCAAACGAGUGCGACUACUAUUUUGAUUAAAAUGUUAACCUUCCACUGCCGUGCGGUGAUGAACUUUCUUGAGGUUAGCGCUUUUUUCCCUGGAAUAAAACUUUUUUUCAAAUUGAAGAACAA
Molecule: messenger RNA, 1220 nt
Organism: Wyeomyia smithii (pitcher-plant mosquito)
Lineage: Eukaryota; Metazoa; Arthropoda; Insecta; Diptera; Culicidae
Exons: 5
Coding region: 390-1127 (245 amino acids)
Source: RefSeq, a predicted model, not a curated record